Messenger RNA from Aegilops tauschii subsp. strangulata, 345 nucleotides. NCBI's taxonomy places the organism in Eukaryota, Viridiplantae, Streptophyta, Magnoliopsida, Poales, Poaceae. The record is from RefSeq and is a predicted model, not a curated record.
AUGCCGCUGGGAGUUUUGGGCUACCGCGGCGUCCGCACGCGCCCCUCCGGCGUCUUCUCCGCCGAUACCCGGUCCGGCGACAUGCGCCUCGGCCUCGACACUUUUGAGACCGCCCACGAGGCCGCCCGCGCGUACGACGCCGCAGUGUGGCGCCCCUGGUGGCCACGCAGGGACAUGAACUUCCCCAAGUGCCGACGCAGGAGCUGGCGCAAGAGCUCGCGCCUCCCCCGCGGCUUAUCACCGACGAGGAUCGUCGCGACAACCGGAGGUGGGAGCGCCGUCUCACCCUCGCCGAGAUGGACGAGGAAGCCAUGGAGCUGUGGCGCCAACUGUUGGGGAACGUAG